This is a messenger RNA of Tribolium madens (black flour beetle), 1205 nucleotides long. It is a transcript of the gene ATPsyngamma, whose product is annotated as ATP synthase subunit gamma, mitochondrial. The record is from RefSeq and is a predicted model, not a curated record. Gene Ontology annotation, biological process: proton motive force-driven ATP synthesis. Gene Ontology annotation, molecular function: proton-transporting ATP synthase activity, rotational mechanism. Lineage: Eukaryota; Metazoa; Arthropoda; Insecta; Coleoptera; Tenebrionidae. The coding region runs from base 136 to 1011 and encodes 291 amino acids. The transcript has 4 exons.
GCCUUUUAGACGUCACCAAUUUUUAUAAACUUUAUUGACAGGUGUCAUAAGAGCUAAUAUCGCAAAUCCUACAAUAGUACACUUUUUAGCCACUUCUUGCACUUUCUGACCCAGGUGAAGUCGUAAGAUCCAAUCAUGUUGGGUCGUUUUGGAAGUUUGGUGCCUUUAGUCACUCAAAAUGUGCAACAACAAAGGGGUAUGGCCACCCUUAAGUCCAUUUCAAUUCGCCUCAAGUCCGUCAAAAACAUCCAAAAAAUCACCCAAUCAAUGAAGAUGGUAUCAGCCGCUAAAUAUUCCCGUGCUGAGCGUGAGUUGAAGCAAACGCGCCCCAUUGGAAGUGGAGCUUCCCAAUUUUACGAAAAGGCUGAAAUUUCGGCCCCUGAGGACCUCCCCCAGAAGCUUUUAAUCGCAAUCACUUCAGACAGAGGUCUGUGUGGGGCUGUCCAUACCAGUGUUGCUCGUCUUAUUCGUAAUGAAUUGAGCAAUGACCAACAAAAUUUCAAAGUCGUGUGUGUUGGGGACAAAUCGCGACUCAUCUUGCAACGCAUGUAUGGCAAAAACAUCAUUUUGGCAUGCAAUGAGAUUGGGCGUUUGCCCCCAACGUUUAAUGAUGCCUCAAAAUUGGCAGAUGCUAUCCUGAAUUCGCAAUAUGCGUUUGGGUCGGGACAAAUCGUAUUUAAUCGGUUUAAGUCGGUCGUUUCCUACAGUACUCAGACCCUGCCUGUCUUCAGCUUGGCCGCAGUUAAGACCGCUGCCAAACUCCCGGUCUACGACUCCCUCGACGAUGAAGUGAUCCAAUCUUAUUUGGAAUUCUCACUGGCUUCUCUUUUGUACUACGCCAUGAAGGAGGGCGCCUGUAGCGAGCAGUCAUCCCGAAUGACGGCCAUGGACAAUGCCAGUAAAAACGCCGGAGAAAUGAUUGAUAAGCUCACCCUAACGUUCAACCGUACCAGACAGGCCGUAAUCACCAGAGAACUGAUAGAAAUCAUCUCUGGUGCUUCGGCCAUUUAGGUAAAUACGCCCUAAAAACUUGAUAGUAUAAUGCUGUAUGUAAGGGUCAAACAGAAUAAAAACCACGUAAGCCCAAAGUCACUGGAUCCGGACACCGAUCCUGUUUUAUUUCGGUUUAACUUUUACAUAAAAUUCAGCGACAUUUUAUUGUCAUACAUUAAAUUAACAUCAAAUAAAAUUUGUUCACUGGUCCA